This is a messenger RNA of Chanos chanos (milkfish), 3298 nucleotides long. RefSeq names its product signal transducer and activator of transcription 5b (gene stat5b). The coding region runs from base 83 to 2431 and encodes 782 amino acids. The record is from RefSeq and is a predicted model, not a curated record. Gene Ontology annotation, molecular function: DNA binding; DNA-binding transcription factor activity. The transcript has 19 exons. NCBI's taxonomy places the organism in Eukaryota, Metazoa, Chordata, Actinopteri, Gonorynchiformes, Chanidae. Gene Ontology annotation, biological process: signal transduction; regulation of DNA-templated transcription.
CGUCAGUAGUGUCUGUGAACUGAGAUAGUGGGGUUUUUAGUGGAAAUACAUAUACUAAGGGUCUGAGAGCGCAGAAAGGGAAAUGGCAUUAUGGAUACAGGCCCAGCAGUUACAGGGAGAUGCUUUGCAUCAAAUGCAGGCUCUCUAUGGUCAACAUUUCCCCAUAGAGGUGCGACAUUACCUGGCCCAGUGGGUAGAAGCACAACCCUGGGAUGCCAUAGAUCUGGAAAAUCCACAGGAGGAGUUUAAAGCAAAGCGUUUAUUGGACAGUCUGAUCCAGGAGCUACAGAGGAAGGCGGAGCAUCAAAUGGGAGAGGAUGGCUUCCUGCUCAAAAUCAAACUAGGCCAUUAUGCCACACAGUUAAAGAGCACUUACGAUCCUUGUCCUCAAGAGCUAGUGCGAUGUAUUAAGCACAUCCUCUACACAGAGCAAAGACUGGUGCAAGAAGCCACAAACGUGAACUCUUCAGGAGGUGGACCCAUGGAGGGCACUCCUCAGAGGUACCAGCAGAUCAACCAGACAUUUGAGGAGCUGCGUGUUAUGACGCAAGACACGGAAAACGACUUGCGCAAGCUACAGCACAGUCAGGAAUACUUUAUCAUCCAAUACCAGGAGAGCCUCAGAAUACAAGCGCAGCUCAGCAGUCUGGCCAGUUUGCCCCCGGCCGAGCGCGUGCAACGUGAGACUAGUCUUCAGAGUCGGAAAGCCACUUUAGAGGCCUGGUUAACCAGAGAGGCCAACACACUGCAGAAAUACAGACAGGACUUGGCAGAGAAACACCAGAAAACACUUGCGUUGCUACGGAAACAGCAGGCAGUGAUUGUGGAUGAUGAGCUGAUCCAGUGGAAGAGACGUCAGCAGUUGGCUGGCAACGGAGGACCACCAGAGGGAGGACUAGACAUACUUCAGUCAUGGUGUGAGAAGUUGGCUGAUAUGAUCUGGCAGAACCGACAGCAAAUUCGCAGAGUGGAGCACCUAACCCAGCAGCUGCCAAUCCCAGGCCCCACGGAGGAGCUGUUAUCAGAGCUCAACGCCACUGUUACAGACAUCAUAUCAGCACUGGUCACCAGUACCUUCAUCAUAGAGAAACAGCCUCCCCAGGUUCUGAAGACACAGACCAAGUUUGCGGCGACAGUACGGCUGCUGGUGGGGGGAAAGCUCAAUGUUCACAUGAACCCACCUCAGGUCAAAGCCACCAUCAUAAGCGAACAACAGGCCAAGGCCUUACUGAAGAAUGAGAACACCAGGAAUGACAGCAGUGGAGAGAUUCUGAAUAAUAACUGUGUGAUGGAGUACCACCAGACCACAGGCACCCUCAGCGCACACUUCAGGAACAUGUCUCUGAAACGUAUAAAGCGUUCGGAUCGGCGUGGGGCGGAGUCGGUGACGGAGGAGAAGUUUACGGUUUUGUUUGAGUCUCAGUUCAGCGUGGGAGGAAACGAACUCGUCUUUCACGUCAAGACUUUAUCCCUACCUGUCGUGGUCAUUGUUCAUGGAAGUCAAGACAACAACGCUACGGCAACAGUGCUGUGGGACAAUGCCUUUUCUGAGCCGGGGAGAGUGCCGUUUGUUGUACCAGACAAGGUGACGUGGCCACAGCUGUGUGAAGCUCUGAAUAUGAAGUACAAGGCAGAGGUUCAGAGUGAGCGGGGCCUUUCAGAAGAAAACCUGGUCUUCCUGGCACAGAAAGCCUUCAGCAGUUCCAGCAGUAACCCCGAAGACUACCGCAACAUGACCAUGACCUGGUCCCAGUUUAACAGGGAAAGUUUACCUGGCAGGAAUUUCACUUUUUGGCAGUGGUUUGACGGAGUCAUAGAACUCAUGAAAAAACAUCUCAAAGCCCACUGGAACGAUGGGGCGAUUCUGGGAUUUCUGAAUAAACAGCAGGCUCAGGAUAUGCUCAUGUCCAAACCAAACGGAACAUUCCUGCUGCGCUUCAGUGACUCUGAGAUCGGUGGCAUUACAAUCGCGUGGGUUGCAGAGAACCCUAAUAAAGCAGGAGAGAGGAUGGUGUGGAACCUGAUGCCCUUUACCACAAAGGACUUCUCAAUCCGCUCACUGGCCGAUCGCAUCAGUGACUUGAACCACCUUCUGUUCCUGUACCCUAACCAGCCCAAAGAUGAGGUCUUCUCCAAGUACUGCUCCCCCACACAACCGAAAGCAGUGGACGGUUAUGUCAAACCAGAGAUCAAACAAGUGGUCAAAGUAGAAUUCUCCUCUCCCAAUCCUGAGCCGUCACCUGGAAACCCUACCUUCAUGGAUACCACAGCCUCCCCAACUGUCAAUCAACAACACGGCUUUCCAAUGUAUCCUUCAAUGAAUGAUCCCAUGCUGGAUGCUGAGGGUGAGUUUGAACUGGAUGACGUGGACAUGGCCAGACAAGUCGAGGAGUUUCUGCGACAGCCCCAGUGGAGCGGCCAGCAGUCGUGACCUUUUGACUCACAACAGUUAUUACCUUCUACCCCACUUAAAGAAAGCACUUAAUGAGUCUCAUUCCAUUUUUUUUAAAUCGAACUAUUUUAUUUGAAGAAAUGUUACUAAAUGUGAAAUGUUUAUGAUGGAUGAUGAUCAUUGAACGUACUACAUAUGUGCUCUGCAUAACCAGUGUUUUCUUAUUCCAACAAAUGACAGAACUGGGAGCAAGUGUCCCACACAUGUCUGGAUUAAAACGAAUAAUAACUGGAGAAUAAUUCUAAAACAGAAAUGAACUAUCACAAAAUUGUAGUAGAUCUAGAGCUUCCUUUCUAGACCACAAAUGAGAAUAAUCUCAAACUAAAUAUAUUUUUCAAUGGAAAAUAGCUAUUCAGAGUGCAGGUAGUACUGAUCAAGACCAUACAUGUGAAUAACUGGCCCCGAGAAAUUGUAAUGAUGGCCGCCCUUAUCGUGCCUGGGGAAAAUCAGUGAUUGAUACUUGUUCAUGCAGGCAAAGUUAUUUAUGACAUUACAAAACAUUAUUUGCCUAAUUUGUGAUUAGUGUCAUUUACAGCCAUGAGUGAUGUGAAUCCCAGAACUAUUCUGGAUGCAAAUGGAAUGUGGAGUUUGGAUACAUCACUGAACAGAGCCACAACAUAGAUAGAACUUAAUCUGUAUUUUUUUUAUGUCCAUUGUGCUGUCUAAGGGCUAAAUUCAACCAAUCAGCUGCUGCAGUGGAAGCACAUAACAGUUGAAACUAUGCUGAUUCAACAGCAGUGAUGCUUGUCACUGUUAGUUUGUCAUUGUUUCUUUUUUUGUUUGUUUUGUUUUGUUUGUUUGUUUGUUUUUUGCUUUUAAUUGAAACUAAAGUACUAUAUAAAGGGA